CCUAGUGAGUACUGGUAGCCAGCAACAUAUCCAGCAUCGGUUUGUGGCCAUUCGUAUUCGUAUUAGGUAAACGCCGUUCGUGGUUGAGCAACUCCCCUACCACAGCCGCAGCCGCCUUCCGUCACCAUGGGUCGUAUGCACAGUCGCGGUAAGGGUAUUUCUGCAUCGGCUCUUCCUUACAAGAGAACGCCCCCAAGCUGGCUGAAGAUCUCCUCCCAGGAUGUUGAAGAUAACAUCUGCAAGUUUGCAAAGAGGGGAAUGACACCGUCUCAGAUUGGUGUGAUUCUUCGCGACUCUCAUGGUAUAGCGCAGGUUAAGAGUGUCACUGGCAGCAAGAUCUUGCGUAUCCUCAAGGCUCACGGGCUUGCACCCGAGAUUCCAGAGGAUCUGUACCAUCUGAUCAAGACGGCAGUCGCAAUCAGGAAGCAUUUGGAGAGGAACAGGAAGGACAAGGAUUCCAAGUUCAGAUUGAUUCUGGUGGAGAGCAGGAUUCACCGCCUCGCUCGUUACUACAAGAAGACCAAGAAGCUCCCUCCCAACUGGAAAUAUGAAUCUACUACUGCCAGCACCCUUGUGGCCUAGGCUCAAGGAGAUGACUUGGAGCUUUUGGGAUAUCAGAUAUUCAUGAACUCUGUUAGGAGAUUAGCUUGGAAAAAGUUCUUUGUGACAUGAUCCUAUUGUGAUACUUUACAGUGGAUUACAGCUCAGGAUAAUUGAUGCUUUUAAUGUUCUAGAUUUAACUAAAUACUUGCAGCCGGGAGCUUUAUUUCCUGUUUAUUUUGAUUCAUGAUUUACUUUUGCUUGUGGUGUUUAA
Coffea eugenioides is the source of this 814-nucleotide messenger RNA. RefSeq names its product 40S ribosomal protein S13-like. The transcript is spliced from 5 exons. NCBI's taxonomy places the organism in Eukaryota, Viridiplantae, Streptophyta, Magnoliopsida, Gentianales, Rubiaceae. The coding region runs from base 127 to 582 and encodes 151 amino acids. Gene Ontology annotation, cellular component: ribosome; cytosolic small ribosomal subunit; nucleolus. The record is from RefSeq and is a predicted model, not a curated record. Gene Ontology annotation, molecular function: small ribosomal subunit rRNA binding; structural constituent of ribosome. Gene Ontology annotation, biological process: translation.